Prosopis cineraria is the source of this 1242-nucleotide messenger RNA. RefSeq names its product probable membrane-associated kinase regulator 6. The coding region runs from base 124 to 777 and encodes 217 amino acids. The transcript has 2 exons. Lineage: Eukaryota; Viridiplantae; Streptophyta; Magnoliopsida; Fabales; Fabaceae. The record is from RefSeq and is a predicted model, not a curated record.
UGUAUCAAGUGUGUCUAUAUAUAUAUAUAGAUAUAAAGCAUUUACUUGAGCCAUAGCCCACCUUGUGUCUUCUUUCCUUACCUUCAGAAAUUCCUGAAUUAUUUUGCAUCCUUUCUUGUUCCCAUGGAAACUUCCCAGCCUAUUUCCAUUGAAAGCUUCUCUUACAGUUGGCUAGUGAACAUGAAGCCAUCUCUUGAAGCUUGUGUUGAUGCAUCAGAUGAAGCUUCUUCCUUCAUAGAAAUGGACCCAAGAAAUCCACCUUCCAAGAGGUUCUUCCAAAGGAACUCGCAGGAAUUCAAGUUUGACUUCCCAGUUUCUCAGUCUCCUCUUUCUCUAGUUCAUGCAGAUGAGCUCUUCUCCAAUGGCUACCUCACUCCUUUUUUUGCUGAUUCCUUGAAGAUGGAAUCUUACAGUGAUUCUGUUUUAUCAACCUCCAACCUAGUUCUUCCUUCUUCUUCUACUUCUUCUUCUUCAAUAAACAGCAUGGGUCCCACAGGCCAGGCUUCUAGAUGUUCUUCUUUGAAGAGGUGCAGGACGUUGUCAAGGAGGGUGUUUCAGAAGUAUCUCAACUUCUUGAGGCCUCUAUGUAGAAGACUGAGAGGUCGUCAUCAGAAAUCAGGUUCAAAUCAUGAAGGUUCUGGUAAAAGAGGUUAUUAUGAAACAUCCCCAAGAAUCAGUGUUGCUUAUUCUGCAGAUGACUGGAGAAAGUCUUGUGAUUCUGAGAGCUCAAUCUAUGAGGCUGUUCUUCAUUGCAAGAGAUCCAUUGAAAGGAGUUAAGAAUGGUGCAGAAGGAAAGAAAGAUGAAGAAAUGUAAAAAGGAGAGAGAAAGAUUGGAGACAAAAGGGUAAAGAAAGAAAGAGAAGCAAUAGAUUCAAAUGGGAGCUGAAGAAGAAGACGCUUUAGGAAGAGAUUAUGAGCUACUCAUCACAGGGUCUUUGUUCUUCUCUGCUUGAAUGAUAAUGGUUGUCACAGCCAAAUUAAUAAAGAAACAGUACCAAAUGCAUGCAAAUUAAGAAAAAGGAUGUGUGUGUGUGUGUGUGUUGCAUUUUUGUUCUUUUAUAUCAUUUUGUUGAUAUGGGGAAGGAAACACUCUUAUUACCCCUACGGAAUAUUUUACUUCAUUUGGUGAAUCAGUAUGUGUAAAUUAUACAUGAUUUAGCAGCGAAAGAUUUUCUCAGAAACUUUAUUUGUUCCAAGCAGCCUCAAAGCCCAAGCAACUUCUAUAUGUCAAAUUGUUAAAAA